GAAGUCAUUCCCAGUGAUGGGCGCGCUCGGCCUCAAUUUCCGGGGCAACUCGCCGAGUAUGGAACAGCAAUGCGGUGCAGCUGAAAAGUCCUGGUUACAAACCACCCAAAACAUUUCUUGUGUCCAUUGGCUGGUUAAAGCAAGACAGACGAACCUGCAGGUGGCAUCACAAGGCUUAGCGCGGGGUCCACCAGGUCCCGAAAGCUUACAACCCUGCCUCAUAUAUAGCCUCGCCUUUCUCGCCACCAAUUCUUUUUUUUAGAUUUGAUACUAUCUAGACUCUCGGCUAGUGCUGUAUAUAUUCCUCGAUUCGAAUCUCCAUCAUGCGCCUUCUGAAUGCGCGAACGCGGAAGUUGCGCGAGUUUAUGGGAGAUGAUACCCCUCCUUACGCGAUACUGUCCCAUACGUGGGGUCGCGAUGAAGUUACCUUUCAGGACCUGAAUUUGGCUGGUUCAGGACAAGAUAAACUUGGAUAUGAGAAGAUCAGAAAGUGCUGUGAGCAAGCAAUUCAGGAUGGUUUAUAUUGGGCUUGGGUCGAUACAUGCUGCAUCGACAAGACAAGUAGUGCUGAGCUUUCCGAGGCUAUCAAUUCCAUGUUUCGAUGGUAUCAGAAAGCUCAAGUGUGUUACGUCUAUCUGAGCGACGUUUCGGGAUGCAAUCCGCCACAGGAAGAGGAACUUGCCCAGAGUCGUUGGUUCACCAGAAGCUGGACAUUACAAGAGCUCAUUGCCCCUCGGUUCGUCUUAUUCUAUUCCAGGAUUUGGGAACAUAUCGGAACGAAAGAACAGCUUGCCGAUAUUAUAUCGAGCAUAACCACUAUCGACGAAGAAGACCUAUGCGGUACAAGCCUCGAGCUUGUCAGCGUAGCGAAAAAGAUGUCAUGGGCAGCGAAAAGAAAGGCUACCCGGUUAGAAGAUACUGCUUAUAGUUUACUUGGUUUAUUCGAUGUCAACAUGCCGCUACUCUACGGAGAAGGCCAGAAAGCCUUCAUCCGAUUGCAAGAAGAAAUCCUCAAGUCUUCUUACGAUCAUUCUCUCUUUGCAUGGCGACUUGACGAAGCGUCCAUAAUCGAACUCAAACGAUACACGAAACUAUUGUCUCGACCCGAGUUUUUGUCCUCACAAGAGAGCACCUUUGGUGGUCUUCUAGCUGACUCUCCUGCCGCGUUCCAAAAAUGUCAUAAAAUAGUUUCGAUGGGUUCUUGGGGUCAUGUGUAUCACUCUCCGCCAGUGAUACACAAUAAAUGCGUCUAUAUUGAUCUUCCUGUGAUUCGACGUUCAGAACUUGACGAGUCAUUCGCCGUCCUCGACUGCCGUUUACAAGACGACGACCAGAAUUAUCUUGCGGUUCCAUUGCGGCAGUGGGGCAUUGGUACUUUUAGUGGUCGGUUACGAGAUCUUGUACUGGUUCCGAGCGAUUGUCUCAACUUUGACAGUAAGACGUUGAGCCCUGAGAAUACAGAGAGGCUGCGCAUAAAAGCGCCGACACUCAACGAGGGCCUGCAAGGGUGCUUCUUCCUCGCGGGAUUGCCCCCAGAAGCAUCUGGUUAUCAGCUUCGGAGUCUCCAUUGCAAAGCUGGUGCACGGUUCGACCGAAAGAAGCGGAUCUUAAGACCAGAGAAACACGCACGUGGUGCUCAAGCCGUCUUCGUGUUUGGGAACAAGCAUGGUGAUCGGUUUGCACUUGUAUUGGCCCAGUAUUCGAGGAGCCAUACGUCGUGCAACAGCGUGGCAUACGUGAAAAUACUCAACAAUGGCCACAUUGAGGACGAUAUAGAGCUUCGUGGAUAUAUGCACGAGGUAGAUGUAGCUGGUGGAAGCUGGCUGAGCACUUAUUUGGGAAAAGUUUCAAUAACGCCCAUCGGUACAACAAACUUGCAAAUACAGUUAAUGUCACAGUCAAGCAGACACGGACCCACAGAGAGUGUUAUAAUCACGGAAUACAUCAGAGAAAGCUACAUGGCAGCAGGAAGAGGGUAAAUCGUACCCUGAUGAGCGAGUUCACCUCUCAGAUGAUAGAUUCAUACAUCUCAUUGUUCUCCUUAUUCUUCCUAGAAGUUGGGGGUUCGUUCUUAAUAUUAGUUCUCGGGAUGCCUUUAGGAUAUUACUACAGCUGUCCUGUCUGUUGAGCGAAGGGUGUUCUCUGGCCAUGUGAUAAGCGCCAUCUAGGAAAUAGGGGAGUAUCUUAAUUCUACAUAAUUGUUGGGUGUUCACCGCCGUCGAUGAGCGAACAGUUGAUGCUUGAAGGGAUCAGACUGGUAAUUUACGAUCUUGC
Molecule: messenger RNA, 2274 nt
Organism: Mollisia scopiformis
Lineage: Eukaryota; Fungi; Ascomycota; Leotiomycetes; Helotiales; Mollisiaceae
Product: HET-domain-containing protein
Exons: 2
Coding region: 324-1979 (551 amino acids)
Source: RefSeq, a predicted model, not a curated record